This is a messenger RNA of Euleptes europaea (tarantolino), 2350 nucleotides long. It is a transcript of the gene CSF1R, whose product is annotated as colony stimulating factor 1 receptor. Bases 5 to 2350 code for a protein of 781 amino acids. The record is from RefSeq and is a predicted model, not a curated record. NCBI's taxonomy places the organism in Eukaryota, Metazoa, Chordata, Lepidosauria, Squamata, Sphaerodactylidae. The transcript is spliced from 19 exons. Gene Ontology annotation, molecular function: macrophage colony-stimulating factor receptor activity; cytokine binding; ATP binding. Gene Ontology annotation, biological process: cytokine-mediated signaling pathway; osteoclast differentiation; multicellular organism development. Gene Ontology annotation, cellular component: signaling receptor complex; CSF1-CSF1R complex.
GGUGAUGGGCCCACCUUUCUUGAUGCUGCUGAUGGCAGCUUUUGUCUGGCAUGAAGUUGAGCCUGUGUCUGUCACAAUUGGAAAGAAGCACUACGUGAGAAUCCAGGGUGAACCAUUCAAUAUCACCUGCAAGUUAAGUUCCCGUCACUACAAAUAUGAUUGCAGCUGGAGUUAUCCUCCUUCUCCAAAUGUCAGCGAGGAUAGUGCCUUUGGGUAUCAUGACAGAGAAUAUACUACAUUAUUGAGUCUAUACAUUCCAGAAGCGCAGUUAAGUAAUACUGGGAAAUAUACUUGCUUUGGAAACUCUUCUGAAGGAUCCAGAAAUUCUUCUGCUAUUCUUCAGGUGACAGACAGAGGCUUUGUUCAUUUGUCCACCCUGCAGAACACGACCCAGGAGGUGAGCUUGGGUGGAAGCCUGGAGCUGCAGGUGCUCAUUGAUGCUUACCACAGAGUGCAAAACUGGACGUGGACUUUUAUGAACCCAUCAAGUGGCUCCCACAAUGCCACACUAAAUAGCUGGAUGAGUUCUGAUCACACCAGUAAUACACUCAGACUGAGCAGUAUGGGGAAAACAAUGAGUGGAAUGUACACAUUUUUUGCAAAAAACGAUGAUGCCAAUGCCUCAAUUACAUUCAACAUCACUGUGAAAGUUGCACCCAAAGCCUAUGUGGUGAACAAUAAUUCCACCAGCCUUUGGUGUGAAGCCACUGGUUACCCGGCUCCACAUAUUGAGUGGUAUAAAUUGCCUCGCAAUCACUCUGCACCCAGAUGCAGAGAAGACGGAGAGCUGCUUGAGAAGGACCCCAAUCCACAGAUCAUGCAUGAAAUUCCCUUUGGAAAAGUGUCGGUGAAGAGCAUCCUUUUAGUUGAGGGGAUCAAAGAUAAUAUCACGUUUUGCUGCCUAGCAAUUAAUAGUGAGGGGAGUGAUCCUAUGUUCUACAAACCUCCAAGUAAAGUAUUCCAGGUGGCCCCCACAAAUAUCUCCACGACACUGAUUGCCAGCUGUGCAGUAACAAUGAUUUUGCUUCUUCUGUGUAUCAUCUUCUUAUUCUACAAAUAUGCACAGAAACCAAAGUACGAAGUCCGCUGGAAGAUCAUUGAGUCCUGUGAAGGAAACAAUUAUAUCUUUAUUGAUCCCACCCAGCUCCCUUACAAUGAGAAAUGGGAGUUUCCCAGGAACAACUUGCAGUUUGGAAAGACCCUGGGAGCUGGAGCUUUCGGAAAAGUGGUUGAAGCCACCGCAUUUGGGCUGGGGAAAGAAGAUUCUGUCCUGAAGGUGGCUGUGAAAAUGCUGAAAUCAACAGCACAUACUGAUGAGCAGGAAGCCCUCAUGUCAGAGCUGAAGAUCAUGAGCCAUUUGGGACACCAUGAGAAUAUCGUCAACCUGCUGGGCGCAUGUACCCAUGGAGGCCCCAUCUUUGUCAUCACUGAGUAUUGCCCACAUGGGGACUUGCUGAAUUUCCUGCGAAAGGCAGCUGAGUGUCUAAUAAUCCAGGAUUUGACCAUGGAGUCUUCUUUUGAUAGUGCAGUGGCUGACUACAAGAAUAUGUACCUUGGAAAGAAAUAUGUCCGAAGUGAUAGUGGAUUUGGAAGUCAGGGUAUAGGAGACAACUAUCUGGAAAUGAGACCUGUGGCAACCUCAGUCACCAUGCCAGCAAAAGGACACAGUUCAGAUUUAGAAGAGGAAAAGGAGAACAAACCAACUCUUGGCCUCCGUGACUUGCUACACUUCUCCAACCAAGUGGCCCAGGGGAUGUCCUUUCUUGCUUCAAAAAAUUGCAUCCACCGGGAUUUGGCUGCAAGGAAUGUGCUGGUGGCUGAUGGACAAGUGGCAAAGAUCUGUGACUUCGGCCUGGCUAGAGACAUUAUGAAUGAUACAAAUUAUGUCGUCAAAGGCAAUGCCCGCCUACCAGUGAAGUGGAUGGCACCAGAGAGUAUCUUUGAAUGCGUUUAUACAGUACAGAGUGAUGUAUGGUCUUACGGCAUCUUUCUCUGGGAGAUAUUUUCUCUAGGCAGGAGCCCAUAUCCUGGCAUGAAAGUGGACAGCAAGUUUUAUAGCCUGGUGAAACAGGGAUACCAUAUGGCCAAGCCUGAUUAUGCUUCAGAUGAUACGUACAACAUCAUGAAGGCCUGCUGGAGCUUGGAGCCCACUCAACGGCCAACCUUCACUGAGAUUUGCACUGUCAUUCAAAAACAGCUAGAUGCCAACAAAGAACAGGACUAUGCAAACUUGCCAAGAAACACAGAAACUGACAGUGCCGGUGAACCAGCCAGCUUCUGUGAGGAAUCCUGUGAAGCCGGAGAGAGCAGGCAGCCCCUUCUGAACAGCAACAAUUACCAGUUCUGUUAG